UCAUUUUGUUUAUCUUGAAAAGCGCCACCUAUACUAUGGGUUGUUGGAAGCCAUACUGAACCGAGUUCUUUGCAAAAUGAUGCAACCACAGAUUAUUCUCCUGAAGGAGGGGACAGAUACAUCACAAGGCAAAGGGCAGAUAAUAAGUAAUGUCAAUGCCUGUCAGAUCAUUGCUGAUGCUGUCAGGACCACCCUAGGCCCUAGGGGAAUGGACAAACUCAUUGUUGAUGACAGAGGAAAGGCAACAAUAUCCAAUGAUGGGGCCACCAUUUUGAAGUUAUUAGAUGUAGUUCAUCCUGCAGCUAAAACAUUAGUAGACAUAGCCAAGUCUCAAGAUGCAGAGGUGGGAGAUGGGACAACCAGUGUAACUUUACUUGCAGGAGAAUUUCUUAAACAGUGUAAACCAUUUAUAGAAGAGGGUGUUCAUCCAAAUAUAAUCAUCAGAGCCUUUAGGAAAGCAACUAAUUUGGCUGUUUCAAAGAUAAGGGAAAUUUCUGUUAAAGUCCAAAAGGAUGAUCCAAAACAAGGCAGGGAAUUACUUUUGAAGUGUGCCUCCACUGCAUUAAGUUCUAAGCUAGUAGCCAUGCAGAAAGAUUUCUUUGCCAGUAUGGUGGUGGACGCUGUCAUGUUGUUGGAUGAAUUACUUCCUUUGAACAUGAUUGGUGUGAAGAAGGUGCAAGGAGGAGCUUUAGAGGAUUCCUUACUAGUUGCUGGAGUGGCCUUCAAAAAGACUUUUAGUUAUGCUGGAUUUGAAAUGCAACCAAAGAAAUACACAAAACCAAGAAUUGCCUUGUUGAAUAUUGAACUGGAACUCAAGGCAGAGAAAGAAAAUGCUGAAGUCAGAGUUGAUUCUGUAGAGGAGUACCAAGCUGUUGUUGAUGCUGAGUGGAACAUUCUGUACGAAAAAUUAGAAAAAAUCCAUAAGAGUGGGGCCAAAGUUGUGCUUUCCAAACUUCCAAUUGGUGAUGUGGCUACACAGUAUUUUGCAGACAGGGAUCUGUUCUGUGCUGGCCGAGUACCAGACGAGGACUUGAAAAGAACACUGAAGGCUUGUGGAGGUUCCAUUCAAACCACAGUGGCAAAUCUCACGGAUGAUGUACUAGGCACCUGUGAGCUGUUUGAGGAACAGCAGAUAGGUGGAGAGAGGUUUAAUAUAUUUACUGGGUGUCCUCAAGCAAAGACUUGCACUCUGAUCUUGAGAGGAGGUGCUGAGCAGUUCAUUGAGGAGACGGAGAGGUCCCUACACGAUGCUAUCAUGAUCGUCAGGAGGGCGAUAAAGAAUGAUGCUGUAGUAGCAGGUGGUGGAGCUAUUGAAAUGGAAUUAAGUAAAUAUUUAAGGGACCACUCUCGUACAAUUGCUGGCAAGGAGCAGCUACUCAUUGGAGCCAUGGCCAAGGCUCUGGAGGUCAUUCCUAGACAGCUGUGUGAUAAUGCUGGCUUUGAUGCUACUAAUAUUCUCAAUAAAUUGCGACAGAAACAUGCACAAGGUGGCACAUGGUAUGGAGUUGACAUUACAGCUGAAGAUAUUGCUGAUAAUUUGAAGGCUUGUGUGUGGGAACCAGCCAUAGUAAAAAUCAAUGCUCUUACAGCAGCCUCUGAGGCUGCAUGCCUCAUACUCUCUGUGGAUGAGACAAUCAAGAAUCCAAAGGCUGGUGAGGGAGGUCCUGCAGGCAGAGGCCGAGGCAGGCCUAUGUGAUGAUUAUAUAGUUUACUCUUGGCUUGACACUACAUGGACUUGAAGUGAGGACCAACACUGGACUCUGUUGAUGCUUAUGGGUUGCAUCUGCGUGGCUCUUACAGAUACAUGCUCACCUUUGAAAACUGUCAACUACUCAUCUAGAUAACUGGCAUACAAUAUCAGUUGUUUGCAAAUAGGGGAUAAAAUCUGUGGAUGUAUGGCUUAUCAUAGAUGGUUGGAACUCCACAAAGGGGUAUUAACAAUAACAGUGGUUGCCAAUAUGAUGAACAAAAUUAUUUAAAUAGUCAAUUGUGAUGUGUCAUUAUCAUAUAUUAUAUCGUGUGACUUUUCUUUUGUAAAUUGAAAUUGUUUUGCACCAAUUAACGGCGUUUUGUUUUAAGAAUAAAGAAAAAUCUUGUAAAGAAA
Lingula anatina is the source of this 2104-nucleotide messenger RNA. RefSeq names its product T-complex protein 1 subunit eta. Gene Ontology annotation, biological process: protein folding. Gene Ontology annotation, molecular function: ATP binding; ATP-dependent protein folding chaperone; ATP hydrolysis activity. NCBI's taxonomy places the organism in Eukaryota, Metazoa, Brachiopoda, Lingulata, Lingulida, Lingulidae. The record is from RefSeq and is a predicted model, not a curated record.